UGCGGUAGGCAUCUAGAGUGCACUAGUGCAGAUUGUGUACAGGGCUGUAGCUUAUGAGCGACAAGGAGGACACUAGAGAGGACGAACGGAUCUUGCGAUCGGCAAGGCGCCCGAUUGCCCACUUGGCAUUCGGACCAGAGGGUGACAAGGACAUGUUCCGCCAACUUAACGAUAGGUUGCAGCAGCAGAGGAGGGCUAGAGCAGCAGAGGCUAGCCGGGCACUUGUGAGUGAAGCCGCAGCUUCAGAAGCUAUGACUACUUCUGCGCAGCAGACUACUCAGGCCGGUAGUUCAGGAUCUGUUGGGUCAACGGUCGCGCAGACUCAGAGUCAGUCCACUGGCGUAAUGGCAAGCCAGCCUAUAGUAUUGACCUCCGAUGAGAUCGCCAUACAACAAGCAGCAUUGAAGGAGGCACAGCUACAGAAGGCGUUAGGAGAUAUAAAAGCGGAGGAAGAAAGAAUGAUUAGAAGAAGAGCCAGGAUGCAACGGAGACAAGGUGACCUUAGUGAGUUAGAGGAGAUGGACCUGACGCUCGUGACUGAUGAGGGACCGGGACAAACACAGUGGGUGCCAAAGACGGCCAUCGCCGCUCCGAAACCCUUCACAGGGGAUAAGAGAGGUGAAGAGCUCGACACGUGGUUGAGGGCAGUGCCAGUCUAUGUUAGGUGUAAACUUACGUUGCCGCACGAAGAAGUGCUUGUGGCUGCCUCCUACCUAGAGGGUAGUGCAGCAAGAUGGUUGAGUGGUCUAGUGCAGCUCCAGGGGUAUGGUCAUGAUUUCCGCGCUUGGGCGGUCACCCAGAAAUUGGAUGAUUUCCUUAAGUUGGUGGAGGAAAGGUGGCAUGAUCCUCAGGAGGCCCAAAGGGCCACUGACGCGAUCCUGACACUGCACACGCGGCAGUUCAAGUCAGUAAGGGAAGCCACCGACGCUGUGGAGCGUCUGAUCUGGGUUGUAGAGAGGGAGGUCGUCCACGCGAUAGAGAUUAUCCCAGGGCCUAGUAUCCCGAAGGGUAGGAUCUAUCGGAUGUCUCUAGGCGAGCUCGAUGAGCUUCGUCGACAACUCAAGGAACUCGUAGAGAAGGGGUGGAUCCGGCAGAGUGUCUCUCCUUAUGGGUCUCCAACAUUAUUUGUACCUAAGAAGAAUGAGGGAACUUUGAGGAUGUGCAUUGACUAUAGGGGCCUUAAUGCCAUCAUUGUUAAGAAUAGAAAGCCCCUACCGCACAUCGACGAUCUGUUAGAUAGAGUGCAAGGGUGUCGGUACUUCAGUAAGAUAGAUCUAAAGUCCGGGAACCAUCAGAUUGCAAUCCGGCCCGAGGAUCAACACAAAACCGCCUUUCAGAUCAGGUACGGUCUGUACGAGUUUGUGGUGAUGCCUCUCGGCCUUUGCAAUGCUUCUGGCACCUUUCAGCACGCUAUGAAUCGGAUAUUCCAUGACUACUUGGAUAAGUUUGUCAUCGUGUACCUCGAUGACAUACUUAUUUUUAGUAAGGUCGAGGAGCACGUUGCGCACUUGGACAAAGUCCUCAGUCUCCUGCGACAGCACAAGUUCAAGAUCAACGGUGAGAAGUGCGAGUUUGGCCGCACCAGUGUCUUGUACUUGGGUCAUGAGAUCUCCGUGGAAGGGUUGAAGCCCGAUGACGCGAAGGUGGCCAGCAUUCGUGAUUGGCCACGUCCUCAGUUUGUGACUGAGAUGAGAUCCUUCUUAGGAAUGACAGGCUACUAUAAGACUUUCGUUAAGAACUAUAGCAUAGUGGCCGCUCCUUUGACUGACCCGCCUUGGGAGUGGACCGAUGAGUGCGAGGCUGCUUUCAGACAUCUGAAGCAUGCGUUGACGCACUACGAGGUCUUGAAACGUGCGCUGAUUACUGAGUUCGAUCUGACGGGCAAUGUUACUCAGUCCUUGGUGGAAGCCUAUGGCGAGGACCAGUUCAUGUCUGAGAUCAUAUGCAGACUUGAGGCGAAGGACAAGAAAACUUUUGUCGAGUUUGAGUUGGUCAAUGGCUUGUUGUUCCUUGAGAAGGCAGAGAAUAAACGAUUAUGUGUUCCUAAUAGCGAUUCUUUGCGUAGUUUAUUUUUAGGUGAGUGUCAUGAUGCCACCGACCAUUUUGGGUAUAAGAAGACCGCAACCAAUCUGCUGCAGCAGUUCUGGUGGCCCAUGAUGAUGCGAGAUGCACAGUUGUACGUGGAGACUUGUCAGGUCUGUCAAAGAGACAAGUCCUGUACUCAGGCUCCUCUUGGGCUACUGAAGCCCCUUCCGAUUCCGGAACGGCCUGGUGAGAGUCUGUCAAUGGACUUCAUGGAUACUCUAGUGACCAGCAAGAGUGGGAUGCGACACAUGUUCGUCAUCGUGGAUAGAUUUAGUAAGUAUGCUAGGUUAGUAGCAAUGUCAGAAACAACAAGAACGGAGUAUGUGAUCAGAAUGUUCAAAGAGAACUGGGUUAGAGACUUUGGGUUACCGAAGUCUAUUAUUAGUGACAGGGAUGUCCGAUUUACCAGCGAAUUGUGGAAGCCCGCUGCCGCAAAGCAGGGAACCCAGUUGCAAAUGACUUAUGGGAAUCACCCAGAGGCCAACGGCCAGGCCGAGCAACUGAACCGCGUUGUACAACAUCUGUUGAGGCAUUACAUCAAGCCCAAUCAGGUGGACUGGGAUGAGAAGCUUGCUCUCAUCGCCAGUCUGUACAACAAUGCGGUACACAGCGCCACCGGGGUGAGCCCGAACAGUUUGCUAUUGACUUUCAAGCCUAGACUACCCUUAGAUUUUCUCCUUCCUGAGAAUCRGUCAACUGCUGCACCAGUGGCUGCUGAAGAGGAGGACGCCCCCACUGCUGUGCGCGACCUUGCAACCGCAAUGGAACAUGCGGCCGACUUGGUCGCCACCUGCACAGCGCAGCAGGAGGACAUCCUCUGUGUGGACACCCUGGUCAGGAAGCAGGCUCGACUUAUCGAUGACCUGCUUGACCGGGUACGCCGACUGGAACAGCAGCCUGCAACAGCCACCGUCGUCGGGCCCUCCAACUUGGCGGAUCACAUCAAUGUCUUGGAAGUUGACGUCGGGACUCUCAAGGACGGCGCUCUAGCGACAAAUCAGCGGAUUGACCAGCAAAUUUGUGCUGCCGCAGCAAGUCCGACCGCGACUACUCGCGACAUACCGAUCUUCUGCGAUGCAGCGAAGUUGGACCCAAUCCCAUGGUGGCACCAGUUCGAAUUGAAGCUGGACAUCUACAAAGUCAGCGACACCAACUGACACGCGUACUUAUACUCCUGAUUGGGGGGCAUGUGUCAAGCAUGGCUGGACAAUAUGUUGUCCACCCACACCGUCGCAGUCUCUGAGCUGCAUAUGCAGAUCAGUUGGCCUGAUCUCAAGGCAUCAUGGCAUAAGCGGUUCCAAGUGGAGCCACCCGAGCUUCAGGCAGCUGAGAAACUUCAACGGUCUUCAAACUGUAAAAGCACGGACUGGAUAACCAAGUACCAACGCUUGGCGUCCACGCCCAACUUGUCGUCGACCUUUAUAGGCAUCAAACACUUCUUCAUCACGAGGAGCUGUCCGGCGUUGCAGAACGCC
Molecule: messenger RNA, 3560 nt
Organism: Chara braunii
Lineage: Eukaryota; Viridiplantae; Streptophyta; Charophyceae; Charales; Characeae
Source: the annotation of a GenBank genome assembly